AGCUUUGAAUCAAUCGUGAAUGGCGUCGUCAACUAAGCCCCCACAGGUCCCCGUCUAGAGCUCAUGCAAACCUAUACACCCCUCACGCACACAGACGCUCCAUGCAUCUAUCUAAGUGUCCCUCCGCUCCACCCCAUCCCAUCCCGCCCCACUCCACUCCACUCCACUCCACUUCCUCAUCUCUGCGAGAGCAUCACCUGUGGGCUCCUCCACCCCCCGCCCACACCCCCAUGCACGCCGCCCCCCACACCAGCACCACCACCAGCAACCCCGCCGUCCAUCAUCAGCGGCUGCUGUCGCACCGGCGUCCCCGGCAGCGAGCUGCUCCCGUAAUGGCUUGUCCGUUGCAUGAGUGUCAGCAGCGGUCUGUGAGUGGGGGCGGGUGGGCGAGGCAUCAAAGGGUACGGCAGUGGGGGCACAGCCGCCGCCUUGGGGCUGGCGGUCUGCAUCGUGGCCUUCGGUGGGUGGUAGAUUGGGGGUGUGGGCAUGCGGGCGCGGUGGGGCAGAGGGGGACGUGCCGGGCGCUCUUGGACGGCAGCACCUGGGGAGAAGAGACUGAAAAAGGUCAGAGAAGACACAAGGGCAUGGAUGCAGAUGGAUGAAAGGGUCCAUCUGUGCAAGGUACCUCUUUGCGUCGAAGCUCGGAAUCAUGCUGUUGAUGUUCUGUCCGUCAUCUCCCUGUUGCUGUUGCUCAUCCUCCCUCCAGCAGACGCCCUCUUUCUCCCUCUCCUCCCCCGCCGCCUGCUGGCCGUCAUCCGGCCGCUCGAGGACCAGCUCGCCAUCCCCCUCCCCAUUCAUCAUAUUCAUGCCCUCCUCCUCACUGCUGUCGUGCCCGUCAGACCACUCACACGCCCGGCCGAUGUCGUUGUUCUCCCUCCCCUUCUCGCCAUCAGAUGUCUGCUCUUCGUUGUGGAGCGUGCCGGACGGCACGGGGGGCAGGUAGAUGAGCGGUGGGAGCAGACGGGGCGCUGGCUCAUCCGCAUCUUCCUCGUCAAGCCGCACCUGCUCCUCGCCAUCUGAGUCUUCCUUGGCCGCCAUGUCGUCAGGCAGGCGAGACGAAAUCGGGGCGUCCUCGCUCUCGUUGGCGUCUUCCUGCACAGCCGGCAGACCGAAGGGGCCCGCCGGGUGCUGCCAGCCCUCCUGCCGCUGCUGGUGCUGGUGCUGCUUGGGCGCCUCGAUGCCGUCCGCCUGCUGCUGCAGCAUGGCUGGGCGGAAGUGGCUGGAGAAGGGGUGCUGGGGCAGCUGUGUGUGUGAGAGGGGGUAGGGGAGCAUGUUCGUGUUGGUGCCGUCGUAUCCGUGGGGUAUGGGGUGGUCGGGCUGAGGCAUCAUGCAGUCGCGGGGAGUGGGGGAUGGGGGCAGGGGCGGACGAAGGUCAUACAGCUGCACACAGGGAUGCACAGCACACAGAAGGAGACGUGUUGGGGAGAUGUCUCUGCCUGCCUGGCCGUCAGGCAGUGGGCGCUUGCCUGUGGGUAUGUGUCGGGCUGCUCCUGCUGCUGUUGCUGCGGGUGUGUCUGUGUCUGUGUCGGUCGGAUGAGCUUCUUCUUCUGUUUGAUGGCGGCUCUCUCCGCCAACGCAUCGCGCAGACUGGCAUUCUCACUCUCCAGCUACAUGUGCCUUACAACUCAUUGGUCCAUUGGCGGAUUUGCGUAUUGUCGUGCGUUCAUUUACCCGUUCUUGUUCUCUGAGGGCCUCCUGCUCCCGCGUCUGGGACGUCAUGCGCUUGGUGCGCUCAUUGCGGGACUGACAAAGUCACACACAGGAAAACAGGCAAUAUGCACAUCGAAAAACGAAGAUGCCGGGGGAGAGAGGCUUGCUCACCAGUGCCCGCAGCUUGUGCAUUUCCGCGUUGAGAGCCCUCACCUCACCCUGCAAACACACGGCCGCACGGCCGCAAAAGAGGCUGUGUGAUGUGUGCUGUCUUGUGUGUCUUUGUUGAUGCAUCAGUGAGAGGGUACACACCUGCAGCACGGCAUUGUCCUGCUCGAGGUUUCUGCACCGGUCCCUGCUGCGCACAUACUGCACCCGCAGCAACUCCACAUUAUCCGUACCAAUCUGACAGACGUCAUGCGACACAAUAAUAACAUUUCCUGCCAAUGCCCACCGACCCACCUACAGUACCUACCAGUCUCCUUAUCGACCCAAGAGCUGGCGUAGAGGAGUCGCUGCCCCCAGGCUCCCGAAUCCCAUGCACGCCUCUGUUUCCCUCCUGCUCGCCAUCCGUGUGUUGUUCGGAAGCCUCCUGCUGGGAGAGGGCCUUGUGCAGCGCCUCUGCGGUGGUUGUGGUGGUUGAUCUGGCUGUGGAGGGGCGGCGCCGCCUCUCGUGCUCUUGCAGCUCUGCCGUCUUGGCCGUCAGAUCCUAAGGAGAGAGAGGUGGACGGCGUGGGGCGGGGUGGGGGAUGAGUGGAUAUGUGUGUGGAUGUGACCUUCUUGCUCUGUUCGAUCUGCCUCUCCAGCUGAUGCACGCGGACCCUGCACACAUACACACACACACACACACACAGACGCAGACCCAUUGUUCGUCGCGCGUAUCACACUGUUUGCCACGCAUCUCUCUGUGUGUGCAUGGGUAUGGUGUAUGGUGUGUGGUGUGUGUGGCCUACCUUAGUGUACGAUUCAUAUGGACUAGAUUCACGUCGUGGCUGUCCCUCUCCUUGAGCCUCUUCUCUGCCGCAUCGAGGUGGGCCAGCAGGUCGGCCUUCUCCACGGCGGCGCGGCGCGACUGACGCAUGCUGCCGUGCAGUGCAGUGCAGGAAGAGAGAGACAUUGCCAUCGUCGAGGUGUUGGUUUUCCUCCCUACCUCUCGUCCAGCCGACGCCGCAGGUCGUGGUUCUCGCGCUCUGCUACAGUCCUCCACACCAACAUCUGCACACACACACACAAUGCACCCGCACAUCCAUGCCAAUGACAACCCGCUUGUUCCUCCCCGAUCUCACCUCCUUAUCUCUCUUAUUGGUGGCGGCCUCCCACUUGAUGGCGACAAAGCACGCCCGCAUGGCGGCCAGAUGCCGCUCCCUGCUCUUGCGCGACACCCACGCCCACACGGCCUUGCCCACGUCGCUACGCCCCUCCGCCCCAUCCCGGUACACGUGCACGCCCAUGCUCAUGCACUGCAACACCUGCACACGCAAAGGAACAUGAAAGCAAGAGUGAGUGGGUGUUGGGGCGAUUUGGUUCUGCUCCGUGUCCCACCUUCUCCUCGGCGUCCCGCAGCUCCUGCGUGACGCGCUCCAGCCGCGCCAGCAGAACCGCAUGUACCCACCUGUGCCACCCCUCCCUCAUGGCCCGCAGCGCCCCCGCCCGACUCUCCACCAGGCGCCUCAGCGCCGCCCUCCCCCUGCUCCCCGCCACCUUCCACUGCCACCACACACCCCUGAGCAUCCUCUGCUCCAUCUGCCGAAUCCACUGGGACAGCACCGCACAGAAGAGCCCGGACGACCGCGGCAGACGUAGCGGCAGCCCGCCCUUGGUGCGCCCGCGGAAUGACGACACACGGAGAGGGGAGGACGAUAGCGACGGGCUGGGAGUGCUGUUGAGCUUGUCAUCGCCCUCGCCAUUGGCGCCCGCAUUGCCAUUGGCAUGGUGGCCAUUCUUGCUGUCUGCCAGUGGGAGGGCCGAUGCGAAGCCGUCACUGCUGUUAUUGUUAUGGUCGACUGCUGGCGGGGCGGGCAGGGAUGUGUUGAGGGGUUUGGGAAUGUGUGCGUGGGAGGUGACGGCCGAGUUGUAGUAGGAGGGGUUCUUGAUCUGCUGCACCACAGGCAGGAUGUCGGCCCGCCACUGGUAGCCGUUCUGCGAUGGGGGGCCGCCGUUGGGGGACUUGGUUGUCGAUGACGUGUGGUAAUCCGCCUGGAGAAUGGUGGCCUCGAGUGUGGCGUGGCGCUCGAUGAGCUGUGACUCCAGCACCGAGAUCUCGUCCUUCAGCGAUGCAACUACAGUAUUGAACCCAGGCGACUGAACAACCACCCCCCACCCCCACACACAUCGCAGAGAGUGUCUUCCCCCGCUCCCGUCUGACGCACCUCGUCCCGGCCGUUCAUCAUGGCCGCCUUCGUUCUGUAUGGGCUCAGAUCCACCUCGCCGUCAUGACUACCAUCAGCCCCCUCAUGGUCAUCCACAUGCAGAGGGCAUCGGCUCUGAAACAGAUCCGUCACGGUGGGGUCUGCUGCCGGCGCAGCAGCUCCGAUAUCACUGGGGAGUGCGGCGAAAUUCGGCCGCUGGCGGGACGGCGAUGGGUUCUCCAGACUGUCGAACACUGCAGGCGGCUUGUCAUGCCGCAAAUCCAU
Vitrella brassicaformis is the source of this 4283-nucleotide messenger RNA. Lineage: Eukaryota; Vitrellaceae. The record is from the annotation of a GenBank genome assembly.